Messenger RNA from Prosopis cineraria, 1636 nucleotides. Its product is annotated as serpin-ZX-like. Bases 238 to 1404 code for a protein of 388 amino acids. Gene Ontology annotation, molecular function: serine-type endopeptidase inhibitor activity. The transcript has 3 exons. Lineage: Eukaryota; Viridiplantae; Streptophyta; Magnoliopsida; Fabales; Fabaceae. The record is from RefSeq and is a predicted model, not a curated record.
AGAGAUGGGCACGAUCCGUCUUCGGCGUCCCCAGCUCUUUCCCGAACAGUACCCCCAAUACCUUCGGUCUCCUGCUCUCCAAUCGUCGCCGUGGUUAAAUCUCUCCUUCGCCGGCGUCUUCCGUGGUCAUCAUUGAGUCAUUUCAGUGUAUUAUAGGAAGCUUGGAAGUUCUAAAUUACAAAGGAGCAAAUUGGCAACUUGAGAAGCAUUGUGCAGAUCGCAAUCAACUCGAGGACAAUGGACUUGCGAGAAGCAAUCAGUAAUCAAACGGAUGUCUCAUUGAGCUUUGCAAAGCAUCUAUUGUUGAAGGGAGACGAGAACAAUAACUUGGUGCUUUCACCCUUGUCCAUCCACGUGGUGCUUAGCCUCAUUGCUGCUGGUUCCAAGGGUUCCACACUUGAUCAACUUCUCUCCUUCCUCAAGUGUAACUCCACAGAUCAUCUCAACUCCUUUGCCUCUCAGCUCAUCGCCGUUGUCUUCGCUGAUGGUAGUCUCAGUGGUGGCCCCUGCUUGUGUUUUGCUAAUGGUCUCUGGCUCGAUCAAUCUCUUUCUCUCAAGCCUUCUUUCAAACAGAUUGUUGACUCUGAUUAUAAAGCUGCUUUGUCUCAAGCGGACUUCCAAACCAAGGCUGUUCAAGUGACCCAAGAAAUUAAUGCUUGGGCAGAAAAGGAGACGAGUGGCCUUAUUAAAGAGGUUCUUCCUAUGGGAUCUCUUGACAACUCUACCAGACUCGUUUUCGCUAAUGCAUUAUACUUUAAAGGAGCCUGGAAUGAUAAGUUUGAUGCAUCAGCAACCAAAGAAUAUGACUUUCACCUUGGGAGCGGGGGCUUAGUGAAGGCUCCCUUCAUGACCAGCAAGAAAAAACAGUUUAUUAGAGCAUGUGAUGGGUUCAAAGUCCUUGGUCUUCCUUACAAGCAAGGUGAAGAUAAACGUCGUUUCACCAUGUAUUUCCUUCUUCCAGAUGCAAAUGACGGGCUGCCAGCUUUGAUUGAGAAGUUGGGUUCACAAUCUGGGUUCUUGGAACGUCAUAUUCCUCAAACCCAAGAGGAAGUGGGUGACUUUAGGAUCCCAAAAUUUAAGAUUUCUUAUGGGGUUGAAAUAUCCAACGCGCUGAAGGAACUGGGGGUGGUAACAUUGCCUUUCUCUGGGGGAGAAUUGACAGAAAUGGUGGAUUCUUUAGUUGGUCAGAACUUGCAUGUUUCCAGCAUAUUCCAUAAGGCUUUCAUUGAAGUCAACGAAGAAGGCACUGAAGCUGCUGCAGCUAGUGCUGCUGUAAUAAAAUUGAGGGGCUUGCCAUCUAAGAUAGACUUUGUAGCAGACCACCCUUUCCUCUUUGUUGUUAGAGAAGAUAUGACUGGAACGCUGCUGUUUGUUGGAAAGGUGCUCCAUCCUCUUGCUGGCUGAAUUGGGUUGACAUGUUGUUUAUGUUGUCUAAGCAAAUUAUCUCCUGUGUAAUCUGAGAGACCACCUAUGCUUUGUACUUGUACUAAAUAGGUGUAAACUUUAAUGGGUGCAUAUGAGAAAAGUGCAGCGAGGAAAAAAAAAAAAAGUUUGAGAUUAACCAUAUUUAUUAUAUUAAAAAUGAUUUGCUGUAUUGAAUAGUAUGAUUUAAUUGAAGGAUGCCAUUUGAAAACUA